Hyalella azteca is the source of this 5808-nucleotide messenger RNA. Its product is annotated as anoctamin-7. The record is from RefSeq and is a predicted model, not a curated record. Bases 77 to 4690 code for a protein of 1537 amino acids. Gene Ontology annotation, cellular component: plasma membrane. Lineage: Eukaryota; Metazoa; Arthropoda; Malacostraca; Amphipoda; Hyalellidae. Gene Ontology annotation, molecular function: protein dimerization activity; chloride channel activity. The transcript has 19 exons. Gene Ontology annotation, biological process: chloride transmembrane transport.
AUAAAAAAUAAAUAAUAAUUUCAAUAAUCCGAGAUGGAGAAUUUAUUAGAUAUGUAGCAAUUACGUUGGUUAAAGCAUGACAGCGACAGUUUACAUGGCGUCGUCGAGCUCUGACGAGUCUGCCCCAGAGCUUCCGUGGCAGCGGCGACAGCGGGAGAAAACUCUGCGCACUGAGCAGUGGAACCGCGACGACAGCGAGGACCGAGCAGACGCGUGCUACUCUCAAGACGGUCGGGACGGCACUGACGACGAUCAAGGUGGUGAACCCGCCGAUGGCCACCUAAACCGUGACCAAAACCGGGACCAGCGUCCUGUGGGACACAAAACAGAUUCAUACGAUGAAGGUGAAUGUGGUGUAGGAGUUCGUAGCAGCGACUCACACGCGUCGUAUUUCCGUGACGGUUGCACGCGCGUGGACUACGUUCUGGUGUACGAAGGUAGCGUGGCGUCCUCAGCCAGCGCUAGCCGCAGGAAGGGGAAGGGGCGGGCGGCACGGCGCGAGGGCGGCAAGGAGGGCGGCAGCAAGAAAGGCGAGCGUCAUGAACUCUGGAGGGCGAAAUUCAUGGCGUCUCUGCAGCGAGCUGGUCUGCUCAUGGAGGAGGACGUGGAGGUGUUGGGGCGGCGCAGCGUGAGCUUCAUGAAGCUCAGCGCGCCCUGGGCGGUGCUCAUACACUUCGCUGAGGAACUCAACAUGCGCGCCCCUCUGCAGGCGCACAACAACCCUGCGACGAACUGGAGCGAAGACCUGUUGCGACGGCUGCGGCUGCCUAACCUCAUGUCGCAGGAGGUGCCCAACAAGCCCCUCGACUACUUCACCUGCGCCUUCAAGAAGAGCAAGAUCGACCGGUUCCUAGGUUCUGGUCACGAGGCUACGUACUUCAGCAACACGCAGCGCUCGCGCAUCGUCUACGAGAUCCUUUCUACGGCCGCGUUCGGCAAGCGCAAGAAGGGAGAGAUCGGCGUCGACAGGCUGGUUGAAGAGGGGGUGUAUUCCGCUGCGUACCCUCUGCACGAUGGUACGUACGAACUUCCCCCGAAUUUUGAGGACCCUCGCCUGCUGAAUCCCCGCCAGGUGCUCUAUCACUACUGGGCUCGGUGGGGGCGAUGGUACAAGUACCAACCACUCGACCACAUACGCGAGUACUUCGGCGAGAAGAUCGGCAUAUACUUCGCCUGGCUCGGUUUCUACACGGGGUGGCUGUUGCCGGCAGCGGUGGUGGGGCUGUUGGUGUUCUUGUAUGGUCUGUUCACUAUAAACCUGAACACUCCAGCCAUCGAGAUCUGCGAGACGCGAGGUCGCUUCAAGAUGUGUCCUCUGUGUGACGAAGAACUCGGGUGUGAACACUGGGAUCUCAAUGACAUCUGUCCCUACGCCAUGAUAUCCUACCUUUUCGACCACCCCGGCACCGUCUUCUAUGCAAUUUUUAUCUCAUUCUGGGCGGUGUCGUUCCUGGAAUACUGGAAGCGCAAGAGCGCCUCGCUGGCGCACCACUGGGACAGCCUGGACUUCCAGGAGGAGGAGGAGCGCCCGAGGCCCGAGUUCGCGGCCAAGGCCCCAACGCUGCAAAAGAACCCCAUCACCGGGGUCCGGGAGCCCUCCUUCCCCAAGAGCAUCCGCACCAAGAGGAUUGUGGCGGGCGUGGGGCUCAUCUUUAUCAUGAUGUCACUGGUGAUUAUCUUCAUCGUGGCUGUGAUCAUCUACCGAGUGCUCGUGUCCAUUCCCUUGUUCCAGAACGAGGCACUGAGGUCACAGGCACAGGCCAUCUCGUCGCUCUCAGGCGCCGUAGUGAACUUCAUGAUCAUCAUGAGCAUGGGACGCGUGUACACCAAACUUGCGUACAGACUCACCAACUGGGAGAUGCACCGAACCCAGACGGAGUUCGAGGACAACCUCACGUUCAAGGUGUUCAUCUUCCAGUUCGUAAACUUCUACUCGUCGAUAUUCUACAUCGCCUUCUGCAAGGGCCGCUUUGUCGGCUACCCUGGCCACUACAAACACAUCCUCGGCCUCCGCAACGAAGAUUGCUCGGCGGGCGGCUGUCUGAUCGAGCUGGCGCAGCAGCUGGGAGUCAUCAUGAUAGGCAAGCAGGUCGUCAACAACGCUCAGGAGAUCCUGGUGCCUAAACUCAAGGCCUGGUGGCACAAGAAGAAGGUUAACUUGAGCGGCAAGACCAGGUCCCCCUGGGAGGCAGACUACGCUCUCAUCGACAACGAGGGCCUCUUCGAAGAGUACCUGGAAAUGGUUUUGCAGUUCGGUUUCCUGACGAUCUUCGUAGCGGCGUUCCCGCUGGCGCCGCUGUUCGCGCUGCUCAACAACUGGGUCGAGAUCAGGCUCGACGCGCAGAAGUUUGUGUGCGAGACCCGACGGCCCGUAGCUGAACGUGCCCAGAAUAUUGGUAUCUGGUUCACCAUCCUUGACUUCAUGGCGCAUCUCGCCGUCAUCAGUAAUGCAUUUUUGAUCGCGUUCACGUCGGAGUUCCUACCAAGGCUGCUGUACAAGUACGAGUACGACUGGUCCCUACGUGGCUACGUGAACUUCACCCUCGCAACCGCACCCAACGGCACUAUGAGUCAACCAUGCAGGUAUCGUGGAUACCGGGAUCACGAAGGCCUCCACACGACCUUCUUCUGGCGCUUGCUGGCCAUCAGACUCGGUUUCGUGAUAGCUUUUGAGCACGUGGUGUUCGGUGUGUGCCGCCUCAUCGAUGUGCUGGUGCCAGACGUACCGCAGAGCCUCGAGAUCAAGAUCAAGCGAGAGCGAUACCUGGCCAAGCAGGCACUCGCUGACUCAGAGACCAUUUUGAAGGUGGCUCAGGGUGCCGUAGAUGAGCCCUUUGAUGGCACCUCAGGCAAUCCCGGUGACGGUAAGAACGGUCUGGACCCGCUCAUACCAUCCUACCCGCAACUCUACACUCCGAAUUCCUCCAUAAAAUACAAGAGCUCCCCCAUGGCUAAAGAAAAAGAAUCUCCUACGACGACCAAGGUUCAGAAACAAACGUCGUUGUACUCCAUGCUGCUUAACGAUGGCUCGACUGUAAACUGUGUGGUAAAAGAAGGAGAGCCUGACCAUUCAGACUCAGAUAAGCUCAUGGAAGCUUCACCUGGAAAAGGAAGUGAAUAUGCCGGCUUUUCAAACCUUAUGUUUCCUAACUGUUUCUCUCAGCAAAAACUUUCUGUAUCUCCUUCCACUUCUAUGAAAAUGUACCAUGAUUCUUCUGUGAGUUCCUCGCUUAGCCACAAUUUUAUGUCCCCCUCUUCCGAGGCCAGUGGCAACUACCCCGGAUUGGGAGCUCUGAUGGGAACAUUGAAAGGUCCCAAUCCUCUCAUGAAGGCAAUUAGCUUAACUUCUUCCAUACCUGAAAUAAUGGCAUUUGAAGCUAGUCGUCAUCUCCGUUCAGAAGAUAUUUCUAAAAACGAACCUUCUAUAAGGAGUGGUCAUGCUACCGAAGAAAAUACGCGCCAGAAGUCUGCUUGUAGUAGUCGCAAAUCUAGUUGUCUGUAUCCCCGUUUGUCUGAAGAAUCUCCACAGGAAAAUCUCACAGAUGCCCUAGAGCUUUCCAACUAUUCUGAGAAAACUGCUGCAUCACAUCCAGCCAGAUCCGCGAAUAACCCUCACUCGGAAGCAAAAUAUGAUGACGUGCUUACAGAAGAUAUUGAAAAUGAAAUCUUUAGAAAUAGACCAUAUGGUCUUUCUGACGCGAGUUCGAAGCUCCCUGUAGUUGCUGAAGUAACCGCAGAUCACGAAGUUGCCCAAAGAUCUUCCGAUAAAAUCAUGGAGGGUAACUCUGGCAGUCAAAGCCACCAGCAGAAUAUGCCUGAUUCUUCAAUACGGUGGGAGACAUGCAACCCUCCUAAGCCGCCUCUCCGUACCUCACGUUCUGUGGAUAAAGAACGCACCAAAGACUUAUCGGCAACGAGACUCGGUCGGCGAUGUACUAUUGAUGCACAAUCUAAUGAGAGUUGUUCUGAAACUUCUCGCCCAAAAGAUUCCAUAAAUGCCUCAAACGCUUAUGUUGGUUGUGAAGUUGUAGACAGCUUGGUCACAAAACGCCUUAUAAACGAUAAUAUUCCCGAUAAUCAUGUUCCUGGCAUCACUGAGACACAAGUUCGCCACAGCCACAAUGUUAAUCCUAUUCCUCCGAAAGUACCUAAGAGAAAACUUAAGUAUGCUUAUAGUUUUGAUGACGAUUCGCCGAAUACGGGAAACCGUGAAAGUCUACGUCACCCUCUUACAGAAGAGAAGAUAAGCCCGGGUUAUUUCGCUGGAACUUCACAGCAGCAGACAGAACAUGAGAAAAAUAGAGUAUCUCAAGACGAUAUUUGUACCAAGUUUGUGACUGAUAACCUCAAUGAAGUUAUUUACCCUACUAACGUAACAACCGCAACGACAACCGUGCCUGUACCUCCAAGAAGAAUUCUACCAAGACUACCAAAAGUACCAACCCUGAAUUCUUCCGUGUUGACGAAUCCCUCUACUACGUCCACCAGUGCCAUUUUACCAGUCCUUGAUCAUGAGUCGCCUGACAUUGUCCAAGCACGGCUUCCACCUACUACAAUGUCUAGUAAAGUCCCUGAAACCUUACUAGACAAUCAACUUACUGGCAACCGAACUCAACGACCUUUGAGGAGAGUCAGUGCAGUCGCUCCUCCCCCUCCUCCUAGACUCAGUAAGACCAUGUCCCAACACUGAUUGUUUGGGUGUCUUUAUCUAUCGAAAUUUUAUCUAUAUAACUUCUCGGCUAGUUAUUAUUGUAGUUUUUCCUCGUAUCUCCCAGGAGAAAUCUUUUACGGCCUUCUGUCAAGUAAGUAGAAUAGACGGCAGGAAUGUUUGAUCUAUUACAGGGUCAACUCUUUCCCUCAACUAUGACUGCAUGAAACGCAGUGGAAUAUUUUUAAUGUUGCGAGUGAAAAAUUGUUUCCGGUUUCUCAUAAUUCUUGUUCGCAUCAUAAAAAUACAUGAAAACGAUGUUCGCAUUUUAAUUAAAUAACUUCAUUCUAAUGUCCCAAAAGUUUGGUAAUUGCUUUUGAAUUCAUAUUAUUCUUAAAUUUACACCAGACCUAUCUUCCGUACCAGAAAUAAAAUUGUUAAAUCCUUAAUUUUGAUUCAAGCAUUAAGGAUUUUUAAAUCGUAUUUUUUAUUAUACUAUAUUUCCCAGUUGUUCGAAGGUUUGCUCAGUAUUUAAACCGCAUUUGUUAUCGUUCAGCAAGUCGGACGUUCCCACGAUGUUUUAAACCGCAUAGUUUGUUAUAGAAGUGAACAAAGUUUUUCAAUUGUGUGAAUUUUGCUUGUGUUAGGGUUUUGGUGACCGAUGUUAAGCCAAACAUAUUAAUCCGUGUAUCUACGAUACUUAGCUUCGCACGCAUAGUCUCCAGAAUUUAAGAAUUGUAAAUGUAGUGAAUUUCUUACGAUGAAAGAGCUUCUUCAUAUCAAUUCUAUUCUGAAUAUCAAGUUAUUGGUAUUUCAGUGAUAUUUUGCACUUGGUUCAGCCCUAAGACUUAAAUAGGAGGCAUUAGUGAUGCCAACUGUUUAUUUUUCUAAUAUUUUUUAACCAUUGUCUUUUGUAGUCACUUAACUUUACUUAUAACUAUUCUUGAUUAUACCUGGUUUCCAUGAAGUCGAAAUGAUGGGAUCAAUUAUUGUUACUGUUAUUGACUUUCUUUUUUUCAAAUUGUUAAAUAAAAAUUUCAUUUAUAUGUACUUGCGGAACUAUGAUGCUCUUUGAUACUGAAAGCAUAUAUACGAGUUCAACUUUUGAAUUCAAGCAGCGAUAAGUAUAUUAUGUUCAACCAGCUUUGUUCGAGGCUUCG